Aspergillus wentii DTO 134E9 is the source of this 984-nucleotide messenger RNA. RefSeq lists its product as uncharacterized. The coding region runs from base 159 to 647 and encodes 162 amino acids. The transcript has a single exon. The record is from RefSeq and is a predicted model, not a curated record. Lineage: Eukaryota; Fungi; Ascomycota; Eurotiomycetes; Eurotiales; Aspergillaceae. Gene Ontology annotation, cellular component: membrane.
GCUAGACUUAUGUAUGUACAGCCUUGACAAAAGUACGUCUGCAAGGCAUAAAGAGUCACUUGCUACUCAACAACCUCUUCUCCUCUUCCUCUUCCUCCUCAGUCUCACUUCUCAUAAUUCUACUGUCAAAUUAGUAUUCUCCCAUCCACCACUUCAAAAUGGGCAUCGCAAUCUCCUGCAUCACAGGAUCCAAUCCUCCCACCACCAGGGCACGUACGACAGAAGACACGGCUUCUGACAUCCUCAAUUUGAUUCUGACCGCUGAAUCCCCAGAAUCUCUUAGAAAGCAACUUCAUGAAACCGUCAGCACAUCCGGAUGGACCGACGCCAUCGCCCAAGCUCUCCUUAAUGGCCUCUCGAAAGCAAUCGUCGCAGGCGCCCAGAUGGCCGAAGCUUCGCGCAACGCCCUUGAAAAAGCACGCGAUGCAGCAGUCGGAUUUGCUACUGACCAUCCGGUCUACGCUACCAUUCUCGCGAUAGGAGUGUUGGCGAUCUUAACGCCGUGGGUCGUUGAGGCUCUGGGAUUUGCAGAGCUAGGACCGGUGGAGGGGUCCUUUGCUGCUGGAUGGCAGAGAAUGUAUGCGGGCUAUGUGCCUAAGGGGUCGUUGUUUUCGUUUUUCCAGCGGUUGGGGAUGAAGUGGCAUUAGUAUCUAUAUUCAGUUACUAUGAUUCAUGCUGCACAAGGGAUUGAUAUCAGGUUUACGUCCGUGACUAUCUACAUGCGUUAGUAGUCCAUUAUUCUCCAAUCGAUUGACGGUAGGAUAACUUGGAUCAAAGAACUAAUGGAUACUAUCAAAAACAUUUUAUUAUAUGCAAUCUCGAAUCGUUUGCAGUGAACAAGAGACAAUGGCAAGACAUCUCUCAGCCCAUAUGCUUCAAUUGCAUUUCUGUAAGAACUGUUUCUUUCUGCAUCCUGUUUUUAUAAAAAGAAUCAAGUAUAAUUCCAUCAUUUCCCAGAAGAAUCGUAUUUUCUGUGAAAUGCAG